This is a messenger RNA of Maniola jurtina (meadow brown), 1807 nucleotides long. Its product is annotated as heterogeneous nuclear ribonucleoprotein 87F-like. The record is from RefSeq and is a predicted model, not a curated record. The transcript has 6 exons. The coding region runs from base 183 to 1130 and encodes 315 amino acids. Gene Ontology annotation, molecular function: RNA binding. NCBI's taxonomy places the organism in Eukaryota, Metazoa, Arthropoda, Insecta, Lepidoptera, Nymphalidae.
GUCGUCCAUCUUUCUUUUUGGCGUGGCGUCGGUCGGCAACGGACGUGAAGUGAUUGUUUUACUUAUUGAUUUUGUAGUCGUGACGCGUCAAAGAAGCUUCCGUUGGAACUUAUACGCUGAAAAGAAGUAAUUUUUAAUUUAAUUGUUGAUAAUUUUAUAAGCUUUUACUCUACGUGGUCAAAAUGAGGCCGCAACAGAAUGGUGACGAUGGUUUUGACGAGCCCGAGGUCCACCGCAAAAUAUUUAUUGGUGGUCUUAAUUAUCGCACUUCGGACGAGUCUCUAAAAGCUCAUUUUGAAAAAUGGGGAGAAAUCGUGGACGUAGUCGUAAUGAAAGAUCCCAAAACAAAGCGAUCUCGUGGAUUUGGCUUCAUCACGUACUCGAAGGCGCACAUGGUAGAUGACGCGCAAAACAACCGACCCCACCGGAUCGAUGGACGGAUUGUUGAAACUAAGAGAGCUGUGGCAAGACAGGAUAUUAAAAACCCAGAAGCUGGGGCCACAGUGAAGAAACUGUUUAUUGGUGGAAUUAAAGAUGACCACGAUGAAGAUCAAUUAAGAGAGUACUUUUCCAAUUAUGGAAAUGUACAAAAUGUUAGCAUAGUUACAGACAAGGGCACUGGAAAGAAAAGGGGAUUCGGUUUUGUAGAAUUUGAUGACUAUGAUCCAGUUGACAAGAUUUGCUUGAAUGCACCCCAUAAAAUUAAUGGAAAACAAUUAGAUGUUAAAAAAGCCUUACCUAAAGAUGGAUCUGACCAGAGAGGAGGCAGACAAGGCUCCGGAAGAAAUGACAGUUGGGGUAACGGAGGAGGAGGUUAUGGAAACAACCAGGGUGGCUGGAACAAUUCCAAUCCAUGGGAUAACAAUCAAGGGGGUUGGGGUGGAAGCCAAGGGGGUGGUGGCUAUGGGGGUGGAGGCAAUCAGAGAGGGGGUUGGGGGGGUGGUAACCAGGACUUUGGCAGUUACAACCAACAGGGUUACAGUGGGGGGCCGACCCGUAACCAGCAGUAUAGCAAUAACCGUUCCACGCCGUACAAUGUGAACCAGAGCAGUGGUGGUGGCGGCGGUGGCGGUGGCUAUGGCGGCGGCAGCUACGGCGGGGGCCAGGGCCGUGGAGGAGGCAGAUUCUAAAUUCCGUUUCGUGCUAAGUCCACUAGUAGUGCAGAGUAUAUCGUGCUAGUGUAGGCUACGCUCCGGAGCACUAGUUACUCUACUCUGGUCUACACGCGAGACCACCUAGGAGAAGCCGUCAGGAAACCCAUAGAUUUAGUUGGACCUCUAUUCUUAUCUUUUAGAAAAUAUAGAUUUUUAAAUAUGUACUGAUAUGUAAGUUCUUCUAUUUAUUGUAGUACUUAGGUACUUAUCGUGACAUACUUGUAAGGAUUUAGCAUAGUUUGUGAAGUUAAAAAAUAGAUACUUUUUUACGGAUAUAUAAGUACAAUUUAGGUUAUCUUGUAAGAAUACCCUUGAAUUAGACGCUAGGAAAAUCGAUUAAGCAGACAUUGAUUUGAAAUGGAUCAUGAUUUUUUUAAUAUCUUUUACUCAGUAUUAAGUUCUCAAAUAGCUGUUACAUGAUAGGUAUAGUGAUUUUGUAGGAUAAUUUAUGUAAUAAAAUUUUAAAACAGCAGUAGGGUUGUUUAUUUAGCACUGAUCUGUAAAUAUACCUUUUUUUGUGAGAAUAUAGUAGCAUAACAUAAAUUAAUUGCUUGAAUAUCAUAAUAAUAUGUUACUUGUAUUCAAUCUUAAAAUGUUCAAUUUAGAAUUAUAGAACAUUUGUCUUUAGGGAUAAUUAAAAUUCCAAUUAAUUA